GGAGAUUUCUUGCCCUGGGAGUGAGCUGAAUGGGGCUCCCUUAGACAAAGGGUCCCAGUCAGCAUUCCAGGCUCCAGACGCGUCCAGGGACUUUUCAUUCUUUGUCUGAAAGGGCAGCGGUGCCGUUCCCAUUAGAGCGAUGCCUGACGGAGCCGGUGCCUCCGGCGAGCGAGAAGCUGCGGCAACCGAUCGGCUUUCAAAUCACCUUCAAACCUCGAUUUCCUCAACAUGAUCCCUCCAUCGGCCCAGUCUCCGAGGCACAGCCGGGGGGCUUUGCCGGGAGGAGAAUAACCCGGUGACAGCCAGCGCUGGAAAAGCCCCGGGCACGACGAGGGGGCUCAAAAAUCCACCUUUCCCAGCACUCCAGGACUUUUUAGACUCGGGCAGUAGCUUUGCACGGCCUCACCCUGCAGCCCUCACCGUGAUUUCGGGGCACCCAUCUGCUCCCUAGGAUCCAGCACCAAUCCUGAGGGGGUGAAGCCCCCCUUGGAGCGUCCCAGGGGCCGAAGAGCAGCUUCCCCGCGGCGCCGGCUGCCGGGGGAGGGAUGAAGACGCUAUGGCCAAGCUAUUACUAAAACUCCAGCGGUACUUUCGGCGGAAACCCGUGAGGUUCUUCACGCUGCUGGCUCUGUACCUGGCAGCCGGCAGCUUGGUUUUCCUGCACUCCGGCUUUUCCGGGGAGCCCACGGUCCCGGGGAGCCCCCGCAGCCCCGCGGGGGGCGAGGGGCCGGGGCUGCCCUACCUGGGGGUGAUGCAGCUGAGCCGCGGCUUCAAGGCAGCGGCCACGAUCCCGGGGAGGGUCCGGCGACACGGCCCCUGGUUCAAAAGCACCUCCAAGGAACCGGCGGAGAGGGGAAAAGCCAGGGACAACGGCGGCACCCGGAGCCGGGCACUCAGGGGCAGGAGCGGCCGCGAGAAGGAGGAGGACAGAGCACGAUACAUCGGCUGCUACGUGGACAACACUCGCCAGCGGACCCUGCGUGGGAUGUCCUUCUUUGACUACAAGAAGAUGACAGUCUUCCGUUGCCAGGACAACUGUGCUGAGCGGGGGUACCUCUAUGCAGGACUGGAAUUUGGCGCCGAGUGCUACUGUGGGCACAAGAUCCAGGCGUCGAACGCCAGCGAGUCCGAGUGUAACAUGGAGUGCAAGGGGGAGCGGAGCAACACCUGUGGUGGGAUCAACCGCCUCUCCAUCUACCGCCUGGAGCUGGCCCAGGAAUCUGCCAGGAGAUAUGGCAGUGCCAUAUUCCGAGGGUGCUUCCGCCGGCCGGACAACGUGUCCAUCGCCCUGCCCGCCAGCCAGCUCAUGCUCAACAUGUCUGUGGACAAGUGUGUGGACUUCUGCACUGAGAAGGAAUACCCGCUGUCGGCCCUGGCAGGGACCUCGUGCCACUGCGGAUUCCCCACGACGCUGUUCCCGCUGCACGAGCGCGAGGACGAGCAGCUCUGUGCCCAGAAGUGCCCUGGGGAGGAGUUUGAGAGCUGCGGCACUGCCGACUUCCUCCUGGUCUACCAGACCCAGGUGCAAGACAACCGUUGCAUGGACAGGAGGUUUCUCCCCAGCCGAGCCAAGCAGCUGGUGGCCCUGGCCAGCUUCCCUGGAGCUGGCAACACCUGGGCACGGCACCUGAUCGAGUUGGCCACCGGCUUCUACACCGGCAGCUACUACUUUGAUGGGUCUCUCUACAACAAAGGAUUCAAGGGCGAGCGGGACCACUGGCGCAGCGGGAGGACGAUUUGCAUCAAGACCCAUGAGAGUGGCCAGAAGGAGAUCGAGUCCUUCGACUCUGCCAUCCUGCUCAUCAGGAACCCCUACAAGGCCCUGAUGGCCGAGUUCAACCGCAAGUACGGGGGACACAUCGGCUUCGCCGCUCACGCCCACUGGAAGGGCAAAGAGUGGCCGGAGUUCGUGGCCAACUACGCGCCGUGGUGGGCGACCCACACCCUCGACUGGCUGCGCUACGGCAAGAAGGUGCUGGUGGUGCACUUUGAGGACCUGAAACGGGACCUCUUCGUGCAGCUACAGCGGAUGGUGGGGCUGCUGGGCAUCACUGCCUGCGAGGACAGGCUGCUCUGCGUCGAGGGCCAGAAGGACGGCAACUUCAAGCGAUCCGGCUUGAGGAAGCUGGAGUAUGACCCCUACACCCCCGAGAUGAGGAAGAUGAUCAGUGGCUACAUCAAAACAGUGGACACGGCUCUGAAGCUCCGGAACCUGUCGGGGGUCCCGGACGAUUAUUACCCGAGAUGAUGGUGAUGAUGGCGGGGGGACCUGACCCUGCUCCCGGCCUCUGCCUAAUUCCACCCAGUGGGUGGCUCUGCUUUUAAUCCUCCAUCUGCUGCUAUAGCUGUUGAUCAACUCCCUGCAUGAGCGACGAGUGGUCCCCAGCCAGUGCUGAGCUUGUUUGGCCAUCACAGACCCCGGCAAGGCGGCAGUGCCGAGGGGACACGGGUGCCUUCACCACCACAGGGUUCCUGCUCCAUCCCACUCCUGUUCCGGCUGCCACAGCCCUCCUUGGAAGUGCAAUGGGUUUUAUCUGUGGUCCUUGGAAGUGCCCUGGGUUGUUUGUGGUCUCCUUGGGCUGGCUCAGGGACACAGGCCAUGCCUGACGGACCCGGUGCCACUGGAGCUGAGCUCCCAGGGGUGGGUAUCCCCAAACUCCCUUCACUCCAUGGCCAGCCCUGGGAGGCAUCUGCUUGUCCCUGGAUGGAAUCCAUCAGCCUUAGGCCAAGGGGUGGUAUUGCGUGGGUGUUGCUCCCACGGAUCCCAUCAUUCCAGAUGGGAAUCAGGAAGGCUGUGCUGGGGAGAGUAAUGUCCCCAUACAAGGUGGCUGUGCCCCCAUGAACCAGCCCUUGGCU
Molecule: messenger RNA, 2856 nt
Organism: Manacus vitellinus (golden-collared manakin)
Lineage: Eukaryota; Metazoa; Chordata; Aves; Passeriformes; Pipridae
Gene: WSCD2
Product: WSC domain containing 2
Exons: 8
Coding region: 557-2248 (563 amino acids)
Source: RefSeq, a predicted model, not a curated record